Saccharomycopsis crataegensis is the source of this 831-nucleotide messenger RNA. It is a transcript of the gene GCN4, whose product is annotated as amino acid starvation-responsive transcription factor GCN4. The transcript has a single exon. Gene Ontology annotation, molecular function: DNA-binding transcription factor activity, RNA polymerase II-specific; RNA polymerase II cis-regulatory region sequence-specific DNA binding. The record is from RefSeq and is a predicted model, not a curated record. Gene Ontology annotation, biological process: positive regulation of cellular response to amino acid starvation. Lineage: Eukaryota; Fungi; Ascomycota; Saccharomycetes; Ascoideales; Saccharomycopsidaceae. Gene Ontology annotation, cellular component: transcription regulator complex. The coding region runs from base 1 to 831 and encodes 276 amino acids.
AUGUCUUGUCAAUUCAACUUUUUAAUGAAUGCCGACCCCUUCCAAGGGGCGUCGGCCAAUGACGCUUCCCAGCCAGUCUCUAUGGUUCUUGGUGAAAACGUCUUUGAUAUGUUCUCUCAAAAAGACUCCUUCAUUAGCUUGCCGUUAGGCCAGGCGGGAUCAGCCGAGUUGGCAAUCACUGCCGAGUCUCCAAUCUCCAGUGUUCCUUCCAGCUCCAGCUUGUCUCCAAUCUCCUUGCUUUCCAUGGCUGCCGAUGAUCAAUUGAACUCGAACUCAACUUCGAACUCUCCAAUGUUUCAAGAUCUUGAAUUGGAACCAGAAACUUGGGGUCCACUUUUUGAAGACAUUGCUUCUCCUACACACAACGGGGAGAUUUCCAAUGUUGUUGAAGACAUUCAAUUAAAUGACGUCAUUUCUGAAGCAGUUGCCAAUGUUGUCAAAGUCAAGGAAGAGCUAAAUGAAUCAUCUUUGUUGACUAAUGCCAAGCCGCUUUUCAAGCGUUCAGCGGUGAAUGUUGAGUCUCAAACUGAGGCUCAGCAACAACCUCCAAACAAACGCAAGAAGUCAACAAAGAUGGAUCACUUGGGAUGCGUUUCUUACAACCGUAAGCAACGUUCUGCUCCUUUGAACCCAAUUGUGAUUCCAAACAAUGCUGACAAUGCUGCUGUUAAGAGAGCCAGAAACACUGAAGCUGCUAGAAGAAGUAGAGCUAGAAAGAUGGAAAGAAUGAAUCAACUAGAAGAAAAAGUUGAAGUCUUAUUGAAUAAAAAUGAUGAAUUGCAAAAGGAAGUUGAAAGAUUGAGAGCUCUUUUAGGUGAAAGAGCAAAUUAA